Molecule: messenger RNA, 564 nt
Organism: Symbiodinium natans
Lineage: Eukaryota; Dinophyceae; Suessiales; Symbiodiniaceae
Source: the annotation of a GenBank genome assembly
AUGCAGAAUUGGGGGAUUCCGGCAUUCGGGAAGGGCAACACGCAGCCGCCGCCGGCCUACGGCAAAGCGAGCCCUGAACUCGCCCAAGCCUCUGGUCCAUAUGGAGAUAAGGCAAAGCCAGAGCUGAAGCCAGGAGACUGGAUUUGUCCACAGUGCGGAGAUCACCAGUUUGCCCGGAAUUGGUUCUGCAAGAUGUGUGCACGCAGCGGUGGUGGCAAUGACCCAAUGGCUGCAAUGAUGGCCAUGAUGAUGGCCGGUGGCUUCUCUGGUGGCAAGGGCAACCAAGUCAAAGGGGACCCUCAGUUCUUGGUGUAUGUAGCCAACAUUGAUUGGAAGGCACAAUGGCAAGACCUGAAAGAUCACAUGAAGCAAGCAGGGACUGUGCAGUUUUGUUCCAUCCUGACAGAAGAUGGGACCGACUGGGGCAGGUCAAAGGGCAUGGCGUGCGUGCGGUACGCAACAGUUGAAGAGGCAGCAAACGCCGUAGCGACCCUCAAUGGAUCUGAGUUCAAAGGUCGGCCCCUAAAAGUGGACCAUUGGACGGGCAAGACGGCAAGCGCGUGA